Molecule: messenger RNA, 168 nt
Organism: Acanthocheilonema viteae
Lineage: Eukaryota; Metazoa; Nematoda; Chromadorea; Rhabditida; Onchocercidae
Source: the annotation of a GenBank genome assembly
GCUUUUUUGGUAUCAAAUGUUGCGGAACAGGUCCUACAUACGAAAUUAUUUGAAGAAGCGGAAGCGGAUGAUGACGAUGAUGAUGACGCAGCGGCUAUCGGAUCAUCUCCGCGUGGUUUAUGCCAUCGGCGAUGUGAUGCUAAAUUUGCCGGACAGCUAAAUACCUGA